This is a messenger RNA of Ipomoea triloba (trilobed morning glory), 765 nucleotides long. Its product is annotated as lachrymatory-factor synthase. The record is from RefSeq and is a predicted model, not a curated record. Lineage: Eukaryota; Viridiplantae; Streptophyta; Magnoliopsida; Solanales; Convolvulaceae. The coding region runs from base 109 to 612 and encodes 167 amino acids. The transcript has a single exon.
UUUCUUUGAUCCCAAGAAAAGAUCAGAGCUCAUUAUCGGAGAAAGCACCCUAUAUAUUGUUGUGUGAGCACUCACACUCCCUUCACAAUUGACAGCAAGAAUUGGAAGAUGGAGCAGCAGAAAUGGGAAGCCAAGGUUUCAGCAAGGCUACAAAAGGCCACCGCCGAUGAGAUUUGGCCACUCUUCCAAGACUUCUUCGGCCUGGGAAAAUGGUUCCCUGGCCUCUCCACUUGCCAUGGGAUUCACGGCAACAACGCCCAACUUGGCUGCAUCCGCUACUGCGCCGGAUUCUCCCUUUCCGGCAAGACUGACUGCGCCGGCGAAGAGAAUCCCGCCCCGGCGGCGAGGACAAAUUGGAGCAAGGAAAGGUUGAUAGCCAUGGAUCCAGCUGCCAGGACUUUGAGCUACGAGAUGUUGGAUGGCAGCUUAGGAUUCAAGAACUAUGUUUCGACGGUCAAGAUCGUUCCCGGCGGUGAUGAAGGCUGCGAGAUUGAGUGGGGGUUUACUGUUGAUCCGGUGGAGGGUUGGAGAUUGGAGGAUCUGGUGAAGAUUUAUGAUCUUGGGCUGCAGAGCAUGGCUAAGAAGAUGGAGGACUUCAUAGCAAUUUCUUAGAAUAUUAUUCUACUUUCUAAAGUUUUCAUAUUGUUAGACAAAUAAUAAUCUGGUAAUUUGAUAUUAAAUAGUAUUUUACGGACUAAAUAUUAGAAAUAUUGUUGUGCUAUAGUGAGAUAAAUAUUAUUAUAAUUACUUUUAAGUUCUUUAUGA